UUUUGAUAAACAUAUUGUGUUGUCUGCUUGGCGACCUGUGUUUCAUCGUAACCACCUGCUCCAGAAGAAACAGUGAUAUCUAAUCGCAACCUUGAAACAAACUGCAUCCAGAUAUCACGUCUCAAUUUUCCAAUAAUGACGAAGAGGAGAUGCAUAUGUGAGAUUUGCACAUGCGGGCGCCAUCGCUGCCCACAUCGGCCCAAUGUGACUAUCGGGAGGGGAGAUAGACCAUGCUUGCUGUCGGAGUACAACACAACCUACAGGGCCCACCCUAUUGUGCCCCGGGAGUCAUGCAAACCCCCCGCAGUAGCCAUCAAGGGGGAAGGGCCCCUGGAAGACCGGACUACGCACAGGGUGGACUAUAUCCCCCACUCCAUCGAGAGCCCUCAGUUCCAUGUCCCUGAUGAGUACAAACGGCCUGCUGGGGAGCAUGAUAUGAUGACGUCAUACCACAAAGAUUACACAGAGAAGCAGGGAGCUCCAGCUAAGGCCAUCAAGCAGCAAGGCAUGCAGCAUGUUCCAGGGAAGUUCGAAGGGGAACCCACUUACAAAAGUGACUACAGAAAGUGGGAAAUGGCUGGUCGCCCUAACAGAUAUGGUGAUGUUUCCACCUGGAACCCUCCCCAGCAGCCAUUUGAAGGCCAGAGCACGUUCACCCGUGAUUACCAGCGCUACAACCAGGCUCCCAGAACCACCAUGAAACCAAUGGAGGCGGCCAAAAUGUCUGAUGUUCCUUUCGAUGGAAACACAGGCUACAAUGCUGCUUACAUUAAACAUCCACUUCAGGCAAAGUUUGUAAAGGAGAAGGACACCUACAGACCAUCUGGUGUCCGCUUUGAUGGCCUGUCCACCUUCAAGAGAGACUACCAAGGAGCUUAUGCACCAAAAACAGAAAGCUGCAAGCCCGAUGCUCAGGCAUUCCAAUCUCAGGCACCUCUUGAAGACAUGACAACCUUCAAGAAUGACUACCGGAGAUGGGAAGCUGAUCGUCCAUUUGUACGUGACCCAGAGCAGUACAAGAAGCCAGUCGGUGACAUGGACAUGAACACAACACACAAUCUGGCAUUCAAGGAAUAUCCUUUACAGCGUGCCUUAGCCAAGAGGCCCCACUCGGCUAACGUCAUGAGGGCUGGAGCUUUUAAUGGCGUAACAAACUACUCCACGGACUUCCGCCCGUGGGACCUUGGCCAGAGGAGCCGUCCAGUGAUGAAGCAAGAAUACCUACCCAACACUGCACCAUUCGAGGGCAUGUCCACCCAGAAGUCUCACUACAUUCCACACCCUCUUAACCCCAACCAAAGCUGCAAACCUUCCAAUGACUUCGUCCAGAGCCAAGGUCCCUUUGAUGAUAACACCAUGUACAGGAUGGACUACACCCCGAAGGCGUCGGAGCCAUGCCCUGCUGCAGUCAUUGACACCACACGGUCCACCUACAAAUUUGUGGAACUUGAUACCCGUGGUCACAAGCUUUAUCAACCUGUGUUUGAGUCUGUCACGCCACUUGGCAGAGGCACCCCUCAAGCUAGAAUGCAAACUCUUUGGGUGUAUCUCCGAAUACAUGCCUAUGUGGAGUGGGUGUAUCUCCGAAUACAUGCCCGUGUGCAGUGGGUGUAUCUCCGAAGACAUGCCUAUGUGCAGUGGGUGUAUCUCCGAAUACAUGCCUAUGUGGAGUGGGUGUAUCUCCGAAUACAUGCCCGUGUGCAGUGGUUGUAUCUCCGAAGACAUGCCUAUGUGCAACAAAAUGGUAUAAUCGAUGUUGACGACAACGCACCGUUUCUGUCCGAGUACUCGAAGCGGUACCCCACCCAUCCGAUCCCAACGCGGGAGAGUUACAAACCCACCUACGAGCCUGUGAGGGUGGACGCGAACAUGGAGAACAAGACUACUACUAGACAAGACUACCCUGAAUGGGAGCUGCCUGAACGGAAGCCCAGAGAACGAGCUUUGUGGAACCCUCCGAAAGAUCCCUUCUUAGGGUCAUCCACAGCUAAAGAUGAUUUUAAGGGAAGUUAUUUACCGAAACAAAAGAGCUAUAAACCCAAUUCUGACCCAUACAGAUCUGAUGCACCACUUGAAAACAAAACUACCGCAAGAUCUGAUUAUCCAGAGCACAAGAUAGAGCCCCGUCAAAAGCGUCAAACUCAGGCAUACCAGAAACCAGAAGGUCGCAUGGAAGGAGAUACCAUCAAUCGUCUGAACUAUCCUGAACAUGAACUGACGCCAAGGCAAAGUUUUAAACCAGCAAAUGCUGUUCUCAGUUCGAAAGACCCUUUCGAUAGCAACACCGUCACUCGAUCGGAGUAUCCUGAGCACCCAGUAGAACCUAGAAAGAGGUGGGAGCCUCAGCAAUACGUGAAACCAGAUGGGAAAAUGGAUGGAACUUCUACUACUAAAACAGAAUUUCCAGAGCAUCCUUUACAGCCACGGCAGAGUUACAAACCGAUGAACGCUGCACUAAAGUCUGAGGAUCCUUUUGAUGGGAGCACAACAAACCGAAAAGAAUAUCCAGAACAUCAGAUUGAACCCCGGAGAAGGCGAGAGGUCCAGCAAUAUGUCAGACCAGAAGGUACAAUGGAGGGUAAUACAUCCAACCGUCUUGAUUUUCCUGAACAUACAAUUUCUCCAAGGAAGAGCUAUAAACCAACCAGUACGUUUCAGAAAUCUGAGGACCCAUUUGAUGAUAAAACUACAGCGAGACGUGAUUUUCCAGAGCAUGCAAUAGAACCACGGAAACGACGGGAUGUUCAACUGUAUGUUAAACCAGUUGAUAAAAUGGAAGGUGUAUCGACUAGUAAAUCCGAGUUUCCUGAGCAUGAGAUAACCCCGAGGCAAAGCUACAAACCUUCUCACAUUGUUCAGAGGUCAGAGGAUCCAUUUGAGAAGCAAACGACCUCAAAGUCGGAUUAUCCUGAGCAUACAGUCACCCCACGCCAAAAGAGACAGCAAAGGCAGUAUGUUCAACCUGAAGGUAAGAUGGAUGGUACCACUACAACGAAGUCUGCCUUUCCACAGUACGAACUCUCACCUAGAAAGAGCUACAAACCUGCAAACAGCGUUAUGAAGUCUGAGGACCCAUUUGACAGUACCACAACUGCUAGGCAGGACUAUCCAGAACAUGCCGUUGAACCAAGGAAAAGAAGGGAACAGCAGAAAUAUGCCAGACCAGAAGGAAAAAUGGAGGGUCUUUCGACCACCAGAUCUGAAUUUCCUGAACAUGAAUUGCAAAAGAGACAAAGUUUCAAACCUGCUAGCACUGUCCAACAGUCUACUGAUCGAUUUGAAGAUAAGACCACCUCCAGGCAAGAUUUCCCUGAACAUGCUGUGGAACCAAGGAACCGCAGAGAAUACCAGAAGUAUGUCAGACCAGAAGGUGCAAUGGACGGUGUAUCAACAAACCGGGCAGAGUUCCCAGAACAUCAAAUCACACAAAGGCAAAGCUUCAAGCCUACUCAUAAUGUUCAGAAGUCUGAUGAUCCGUUCAAUGAUAACACUACCUCUAGGCAAGAUUUUCCUGAGCACAAAAUUGAACCUAGACAGAGACGUCAACCUCAACAGUAUAUGAGACCAGAUGGAGUCAUGGAGAAGAACACGUCAAAUCAGUUGGAUUAUCCUGAACAUGAAUUGUCACCUCGAAAGAGUUACAAGCCUUCAAACACUGUACAACGAUAUGAGGAACCAUUGGAUGAUACAACGACAUCUAGAAAAGAUUAUCCUGAACAUAAGGUUGAACCCAGGCAAAGAAGAGUUAGGGAACAAUAUGCGAAGCCUGAAGGCAAGAUGGAGGGUUUAUCUACAAACCAUUUGGAGUAUCCUGAGCACCAGCUUACUCCAAGACAGAGUUUCAAACCUGCCAAUGCCGCUGUCAUAUCAGAUGAUCCAUUUGAAGAUAAAACUACAGCAAGAUCAGACUUCCCUGAACAUCAGAUUGAGCCAAGGCAGAGGCGACAGCCUCAGCAAUACAUCAAACCAGAAGGGAAAAUGGAAGGGAAUACCACUAAUCGCUCAGAAUUCCCUCAACAUGAAAUUACACCCAGGCAAAGUUUUAAGCCAGUGAACUCUGUGCAGAGAUCUGAAGACCCAUUUGAUGAUAAAACUACAGCGAGGCAGGAUUAUCCUGAACACAUGAUUGAGCCUCGAAAGAGGAGGGAGCAAGUACCAUAUGUGAAGCCGGAUGGUGUGAUGGAUGGUAACACAUCCAACCGUUUGGACUAUCCUGAACACGAACUUCCCACUCGUCAGAGUUAUAAACCCACUAAUUCAGUUCAGCAGUCAACUGAUCCAUUUGAAGAUAAGACAACAGCUAGACAGGACUUUCCUGAACACAUAAUUGAACCUCGGCAAAGAAGAGCACCUGAGAAAUAUGUGAAGCCUGAAGGAAAGAUGGAUGGUUUGUCCACAAACAGACUGGAAUAUCCUGAACACCAACUUACACCAAGGCAGAGUUUCAAACCUGCAAAUGCUGUUCUGAAGUCUGAUGAUCCAUUUGAAGACAGGACAACCGCCAGAGCUGACUUCCCUGAACAUCAGAUUGAGCCAAGGCAGAUGCGACAGCCUCAGCAAUACAUCAAACCAGAAGGGAAAAUGGAAGGGAAUACCACUAAUCGCUCAGAAUUCCCUCAACAUGAACUCACACCCAGACAAAGUUUUAAGCCAGUGAACUCUGUGCAGAGAUCUGAAGACCCAUUUGAUGAUAAAACUACAGCGAGGCAGGAUUAUCCUGAACACAUGAUUGAGCCUCGAAAGAGGAGGGAGCAAGUACCAUAUGUGAAGCCGGAUGGUGUGAUGGAUGGUAACACAUCCAACCGUUUGGACUAUCCUGAACAUGAACUUUCCACUCGUCAGAGUUAUAAACCCACUAAUUCAGUUCAGCAAUCAACUGAUCCAUUUGAAGAUAAGACAACAGCUAGACAGGAUUUCCCUGAACACAUAAUUGAACCUCGGCAAAGAAGAGUACCUGAGAAAUAUGUGAAGCCUGAAGGAAAGAUGGAUGGUUUGUCCACAAACAGACUGGAAUAUCCUGAACACCAACUUACGCCAAGGCAGAGCUUCAAACCUGCAAAUGCUGUUCUGAAGUCUGAUGAUCCAUUUGAAGACAGGACAACCGCCAGAUCUGACUUCCCUGAACAUCGGAUUGAGCCAAGGCAGAGGCGACAGCCUCAGCAAUACAUCAAACCAGAAGGGAAAAUGGACGGGAAUACCACUAAUCGCUCAGAAUUUCCUGAACAUGAACUCACACCCAGGCAAAGUUUUAAGCCAGUGAACUCUGUGCUGAGAUCUGAAGACCCAUUUGAUGAUAAAACUACAGCGAGGCAGGAUUAUCCUGAACACAUGAUUGAGCCUCGAAAGAGGAGGGAGCAAGUACCAUAUGUGAAGCCGGAUGGUGUGAUGGAUGGUAACACAUCCAACCGUUUGGACUAUCCUGAACAUGAACUUUCCACUCGUCAGAGUUAUAAACCCACUAAUUCAGUUCAGCAGUCAACUGAUCCAUUUGAAGAUAAGACAACAGCUAGACAGGAUUUCCCUGAACACAUAAUUGAACCUCGGCAAAGAAGAGCACCUGAGAAAUAUAUGAAGCCUGAAGGAAAGAUGGAAGGUUUGUCCACAAACAGACUGGAAUAUCCUGAACACCAACUUACACCAAGGCAGAGUUUCAAACCUGCAAAUGCUGUUCUGAAGUCUGAUGAUCCAUUUGAAGAUAGGACAACAGCCAGAUCAGACUUCCCUGAACAUCAAAUCGAGCCAAGGCAGGUACGACAACCUCAACAAUACAUCAGACCAGAGGGGAAAAUGGAAGUGGCUACGACCAAUCGUUCAGAAUUUCCCGAACAUGAAAUUACACCCAGGCAAAGUUUUAAGCCAGUGAACUCUGUGCAGGGAUCUGAAGACCCUUUUGAUGAUAAAACUACAACGAGACAGGAUUAUCCUGAACACAUGAUUGAGCCUCGAAAGAGGAGGGAGCAAGUACCAUAUGUGAAGCCGGAUGGUGUGAUGGAUGGUAACACAUCCAACCGUUUGGACUAUCCUGAACAUGUCCUUCCACCUCGGGAAAGUUUCAGACCUGUAGACACAGUUCAAAAAUCCAAUAUGCCUUUUGACGAUCAAACAACAGCAAGAAUGGACUACCCAGAGCAUCAGAUUGAGCCAAGACAAGGGAGAGAAAGCAUUUGA
Haliotis rubra (blacklip abalone) is the source of this 6168-nucleotide messenger RNA. RefSeq names its product zinc finger CCCH domain-containing protein 13-like. The record is from RefSeq and is a predicted model, not a curated record. Bases 136 to 6168 code for a protein of 2010 amino acids. Gene Ontology annotation, biological process: microtubule anchoring. Gene Ontology annotation, cellular component: cytoskeleton. The transcript is spliced from 13 exons. Lineage: Eukaryota; Metazoa; Mollusca; Gastropoda; Lepetellida; Haliotidae. Gene Ontology annotation, molecular function: microtubule binding.